Messenger RNA from Mytilus californianus (California mussel), 3034 nucleotides. RefSeq lists its product as uncharacterized. Gene Ontology annotation, biological process: protein deubiquitination. Bases 115 to 2415 code for a protein of 766 amino acids. The record is from RefSeq and is a predicted model, not a curated record. The transcript is spliced from 3 exons. Gene Ontology annotation, molecular function: cysteine-type endopeptidase activity; cysteine-type deubiquitinase activity. Gene Ontology annotation, cellular component: cytosol; nucleus. Lineage: Eukaryota; Metazoa; Mollusca; Bivalvia; Mytilida; Mytilidae.
UACUGUUUUAGCCUCAUCCUGACUUCAGUCUCUUUGAAAGAAGCCAGUCAAUCUUUGAAAGCAGUGUAUUAUGUAUUGUCAUCAAAAGUUUUAGACCAAAAGACUAUCAAGCAUAUGAACGAAAUAAAUCUCAAAAUUUCUAAUUUUCCAAUCGAAAUUGAAUCAAUCGAAAACUGCUAUGAGGACAGGUACACUAAUGAAGAUCAGUCCAUAUUUUCUGAAAACAUCAAUCCUGACCACCAUACAGAGGAGGAUUUCUUAAACCGAUCUACUAGAAAUGAAUUUUCACACUGGUCUAAGGAAAUUUUACAGAAUGUUCAUGAAGAAAUAGACGAGUCAAUCUUUGUAGAAGUUCAAGGAAACAAACGCUAUUCUACAACAAUUGCAGACAAAAUUCAGAAGCUUUUCAUGCCUACUUUUCCUUUAUGGUCUAACUUGCUUCUAGGAGAUUUGUCAAGACAUGGAAUGUCUGAUGCCUACUCUUCUUUUAAGAUCCCGAAUAAAAUAGAACGAGGAAAUUCUGGUAUUGAAAAGAGAUUUCAGGUUUUGAAAGACAUUGCAUUUGAUGGGAAAACAACAAAAAGAUUAGACGAAUUUUCGGCAAACUUACAGGAACAUAUCACCGCCGUUCAAGAUGUUGCCAUUCUUCAGACUGUGAAAAAAGGUGGCAAAAAAGUAUCAAGAAUUGGUCGAAGCAGUAAGACGAUAGAGGAAAUGUGGGAUAAGAAGAAGACUCCUAGUACGAAAAUCAUAAAAGGGAAAUAUCAAAAAGCUCCGACUGAAAAAAUAUUACAUAUUACAAAUACCAAACAGAAGAAAAAACAAAUGGUUCAAAAGAGUUCAGUAGAAAAAGAAGAUAGUGGAAAAGAACAAGAUAAAGAUAGAUGUUCGUACACUAACAACAUAAAACUAGACAAGAACAUGAGGAAACUAAAUAAGAAGACAGAAGUAAGAAUAGAUGCUGAAAGAAAUGAAUUAGAAAUAGAAGACAGAGAGGUAGAAUUCGUAAAAACUAGAAUUACUGGCAUCAUGAACAUUGGCAAUUCCUGUUGGUUCAAUGCUUUACUUGUGACGAUGGGAACUGUAGAUGCAGUAAAAAUUGGACUGGACCACUAUAAUGAAGACCUCACAUUUUGUCCUGGCCUAAGUGACGUCUUGAAAGUAAUGAACAACAAUCACCGUGGUAGAGAAGUUCAAGAAGUGGACAUAGAGGAUGCUUUAAUUUCUUGCCAGAAAAAAUAUGGUCUAAAUUGUACUCAACAGAACGAUGCAGAAGAAUUUCUAAGUACUGAAAUUGCAGAUCUGUUUGCAGCUGUAGGAAGUGAUCAUAUGAUAAAGAUACGUGAGGUUGUUACAUGUGUUGACUGUGGAAAUGUUGGUGUUCAAGAACAACAGUAUCCAAGUUUGCAAUUGUGUAUACCAAAAGUUGCAAACGCAUCGUUACAGGAACUGAUUGAUCAUCACUUUCGCGACGAAGAAAUGGAAAAUGCUCCUUGUGAACAAUGUGGGGCCAAAAAAAGAUUUAAAAAAUGCGUGCCAGUUUACCUUCCUUCCACAAUUGUUAUAUCUAUCGAAAGAUAUCAUUUCAAUGAAUUUGGCCGCCUUGUUAAGGACAGAACAUGCAUCAACACUGACCAACCUAUUAGUUUCAAGAACAUUGGAGGUUUAGUCACGGAAUUAUAUGAGUUUCGUUCGGCUGUUCUACAUCUUGGCCUUACUCCGACAUCUGGACACUAUACGUCUGUUAUCAAAGCAGGUAAAAAAUUUAUAACUAUCGAUGAUGAACUAAUAAAAAUAAAUCAGAGACAUUCUUUGAAUACGGAUGGUUAUAUUGUUGUUUUUAGAUCUGCAUGUAUGACAGACACAGAUGAGAUCAAGGUAGCAUGUACGUGUUUAGCCAAUUCUGGUUGUUUGGAGUUACUUACUCUCCAUAUGGACAAUUCACUAUUUGUAUCACCACAAAGACAACUUAUUGUUGAAAGGCUCCAUCAUUUGAGAAUGUCUGAUUAUUAUACCCCAAAUGAUCCGGAACUGUUAUUUCUGAUUCGAAACAUUCUUACAUCGUCUGAUGUUUACAUCGUUACAACGCUACGCAACUACUUACUAUUGAUGUCGCCAGUUGAAAGAAAAUCAAUCUACGGACUUGGACUGAUCAGGAAGUUUGUAUGCCCAACAUGUCAGAUAUCAGAAACAUCACAACACCACGAAGCAGUAGUCAGUUCAAAAACAAUUUGGGAUACAGAGAUGGGAACCGAUCAUGGAAUGGCAUGUCAACAUUGUGGACGUAUUCAGAUGGUACAAGAGUGUGUUUCGUCCGUCGGUAGGACUGUUAUAGUUGAAAAAAAAGGUGGAGAUGAAUGGCCUUUUCAUAACAUUGAAUUAGAUAUCACAAAACAGAUAAAUAAGAUCUAUUGAUACGAAUCAGUUACUCUGAAAUUGGUUGCAUGUUAUUCCCCAGAAAAAUGCACAGCUGUUCUGUUAUCAACUGAAGAUUUUAUCUAUGUGGAUAAUUCCAGAUGCGUAAAGCACCUAUCAGCUACCCAGUUCGAACAGUUUGUGUCAGGAAGUGAUAUAAUCGCCUUUUGUGACACGAAGAAGAUACAGACAACGAGUGGUAUCAACAAAGCUAAUGGAAAAUCAUUUGCAGAAAUGUUUAAUUGGAAAGGAAACAUACAGUUUUUCGAUACAGCUAUAGAAAAGCAGGAUAUCGAUAUCGUGGAAAUGUUCCCAGACUGCAUCGAAUAUAAAGGUUAUAAAUUAGAUGAACUCGAAGUCAAAAGGUAUUUGUCGGGAUGGUUAAACGACGACCAUAUCAAUCUGUAUGCAUCUGCAAUUUUAACUGAAGACAAAGCAAACGACCUUCGUAUCCUUCCGGCAUCAUGGUAUCGGUUAAAUCUUGAUGUGGACACCUUCUCGGGUGAAUGUGACAAGGUUAUGACAGAAAAGACGGUUUUGAUGCCGGUUAACAUUGACAAUAAACACUGGAUUUUACUUGCGAUUCUAGCUGAUGAAAAGACAAUCGUCUAUAUGGAUC